Molecule: messenger RNA, 322 nt
Organism: Cyanistes caeruleus (blue tit)
Lineage: Eukaryota; Metazoa; Chordata; Aves; Passeriformes; Paridae
Source: RefSeq, a predicted model, not a curated record
AUCCGUGAUCUCCCGGGUCCCAGCCUGGAGCUGCUCCCCGCGGGGACGGUUUUGGGGCUCCUCGUGGACGGCUCCGCGCGGCUUCACCUCUUCAUCAACGGCCGCGACCAGGGCGCCGUGGCCGGGGGGGUGCCCAGCCCCUGCUACGUCCUGCUGGACCUCUACGGGCAGUGCCAGCAGGUGACGAUCGUGGACGGGGGGGGCUCCCCCAGCGGGGACCCCCGGAGCCGGGGGGACGUGGAGAAAGCCGACGUGGUGGACGGUGAGGGGGGACCCCCAAACUGGGGAGGGGCUGGGGGGAGCACCCCAAAAUUUGGGGGGG